UGUUCCAGUGUUUUCAGUAAAAAUGUAAAAUUAAAAUAGUUUUGAAGUAGAAACUGAGUUGAAGAAAAUAAUACUUUGUUUAAACACUCCUAUAAUUUGUUAAAUCAAAUGAUUGAGAGUGAUAUCUCUUUGGGCAACUCAACCGUUUUUUGAGAGAAACGGUACGAGUUAUUACGUCCAAACGGUUUGAUUAAUUCAAAAUGGCGCCCAUGUUCGGUCAGCCGAACUUUAUUUGGUCGAACGAGAAUUCGAGCGAAGACUCCGAGGAGUGGAUAGAUUCUGAAGUGUCAGACACUACGGGGUUUCAGGACAUGGCGUUCGGGUAUAUGCUAAUACUGGUGGGGAUGUUCCUGGUGUGGUUGUUCGUGUACUUCUGCAUGAGGCUGAUUUCGUUAAGGCAGAAAACGCGCACGCCACCGCAGAGGAGGAUGUACGUGGGCUCCCGAGUCCGACAGUCACUUUCUCAAGCCGAACCCACUAUCUAUGUCAGCCCCAACAAUUUGCCGCCGCCGCCCAAAUAUGAAUGCCUAGCGCCACCCAGCUACGAAGAAGUAGUAGGCGUCCACUACCCUCAAUACCAAAACCAGCCCAUCACCCAGCCCAUAACUGCCGCCAUGGCGCAAAGCACUCAAGUGACGCAAAACGCCACUGACGUGCCCCCGCCGGCGGUCGUCACCAUCACCUCAGAGAGGACGCCAGUGCAGGUCGCCGCGUCAUCGUGAUUUCGUUAACCGUUAUUUUAGUAAUAACGUUAUAUGAUAAUAACGAUUUAAGAAACGCGUUGAUGUUUUUUUUAUACUUCAAUGUGGUUUCUAAAUGCAACUAAAAGCAUUAUUUUAAGCGUCAGUUUUGUUAUUUGUCAACAAAUAAAAAGUGCAAUAUUAGAAAUCAUCAAUUUCUAUGUAAAUUCGAGUAAAUAAUUUAAUGCAUUCGAAAAUUAAUAUCAGUAUAUUUAACUUUGUGUAUAAAGUUAAAUUUAAACAACUGUUAUGCGUUUUUGAAUGAUUUGGUAUUUAAAACCGAUUUUAUUUACACAUUAACAUUCCUCUAGCAUUGUGCAGUAUUGUUAUAUUUU
Leguminivora glycinivorella is the source of this 1075-nucleotide messenger RNA. RefSeq names its product TOX high mobility group box family member 4-like. The transcript is spliced from 3 exons. Bases 201 to 722 code for a protein of 173 amino acids. Lineage: Eukaryota; Metazoa; Arthropoda; Insecta; Lepidoptera; Tortricidae. The record is from RefSeq and is a predicted model, not a curated record.